This is a messenger RNA of Penicillium daleae, 981 nucleotides long. RefSeq lists its product as uncharacterized. The coding region runs from base 1 to 981 and encodes 326 amino acids. Lineage: Eukaryota; Fungi; Ascomycota; Eurotiomycetes; Eurotiales; Aspergillaceae. The transcript has a single exon. Gene Ontology annotation, molecular function: hydrolase activity. The record is from RefSeq and is a predicted model, not a curated record.
AUGCCACUCUCAAUUCGACAAAGACUGGAACGAAAAGCUCACAUUGCUAUUGUGCGGAGCUCUCGCCGAUUCUCAGGAGCGGACCCAGCAAUAUGUGAAAAGGUGUCCCGGCCGGGUUUUGUUGGAUACUGGGUAUGCAAGGGAACAAUCAACGCCACCAAAGUGCCGCCUUCUGAGGCCAUAAUCACUCUACUGUGGAUACAUGGAGGUGCCUACGUCGCCGGAUCCGCACUGUCUGGGCUUGUUAGCUUGCUACGGGUCGCAGAGCUUGAAGCAGAGCAGAAUCUCUCACUCAACAUCUUCACAUUGGAGUAUUCGCUCGCCCCAGAAGCAAAGUUUCCAAUGCAGAUGGCCCAGGCGACUGCAGCCUAUAAAUACUUGAUAGAAGAGGCAGGCAUCGAUCCAAGUAGCGUCCAUGUCUUGGGAGAGUCGGCGGGCGGCCACUUGGCUUUGGCACUGGCUUACAACCUGCAGCAACAAGGUAUCCCUCGACCCGGGAGAGUCGGUUUGCUUUACCUAUGGGUAAAUCUUGAGAACACAGGAUCCACCUUUAAAACAAACAAGUAUAAAGAUUGCUUGGUGAAGGAAGACAUGGAUAAAUGCGUUGAUUGGCUCCUUGGACGCGACGGUAGGUUGAGAUUUUCUCAUCUUAUGAACUUUGCAUCAUCCCCUCCACGAGUGGAUUUGCCAUGGUCCCAGAUUUUGCCCCCUACCUGGGUGGUGAUUGGUGGGAAUGAUGUUCUAUUCUCCGACGUGAUUAAUUUUGUCGAUGAGGCUAGAAAAGACGGAGUUUCCGUGGAUUUGCAGGUUGAAGCGGGAAUGCCGCACGGCUGGCUCGCAUACUUUGAUGCCCUAGCAGUAAAACAGUACCUGCGUUUAUCCCCAGAGGAUGAUGCAGAGUCCAUCUUGGUAGGGAGUGAGGUCAUUGCAAAGGCAGUUUGUGAACAUGGUCAUAUCUGCAAGGGUCAGAAAGGACCAUAG